This is a messenger RNA of Panicum virgatum (switchgrass), 6222 nucleotides long. Its product is annotated as probable F-box protein At2g36090. The record is from RefSeq and is a predicted model, not a curated record. The transcript is spliced from 3 exons. Gene Ontology annotation, molecular function: protein binding. Lineage: Eukaryota; Viridiplantae; Streptophyta; Magnoliopsida; Poales; Poaceae. The coding region runs from base 4908 to 6035 and encodes 375 amino acids.
CCAGCCCACCUCCUCCCUCCCCCACGCCAACUCCUGUCCGUCCCGAGCCCCUCUCUCGUUUCUUUCUCUCAUCCCCCUCUCCUUCCUCCUCUCCCAUGGCUGCUCCUCCCUAGAUCUCCCACUGCAGCACUCAAUCCUUGGAUGGGAGUAGCAAAACGGAACGAGGAGAGUAAGAGAAGCUCGAAGAGGUGUUUCUUUGGGGCUGAUUUGCUUUCCCCCCUCACUUCCCGCGGCUAGGGUUUGGGGAAACCCAAGGCGCGGAUCGCGCUUAAAGCGGCAUCUCUUCAUCGGAGGCAAGUAAAUGUAGCGGUGGUUGCUACUUGCUUUAACUUGUUAUUUAUUCUACCUCCACUUUAAAAUUCAGAACCACAACUAAUAUAAUAUAAUCUAUUUAACCAUGUUCUAAUUGGGUUGAUAUAUGUUCUAUGGGUUCGAUGUGAAUAUUUAUGUUUCUCUAUUCUGUGGUAAUCUGAAAAGUUAUACAUGACUUUCAUAACUAUUGGGAAAGGUGUGAAUAUGUUUUUCUUCCUAACCAAUGUAGCUAUGUGGUGGGUAUUUUUCUGUCUACUUUAACACGAGUGUCUAUAUACAUAAAAUAUUUGUUGGAUGAUGGUUUUGAUAUUAUGGUUGACGUUGAUAAACUAUUUACAUAUGGCAUAUACUUAGUAAUUUAUCCUAUGUCAUGUCUUCCCGUGAGUAAAAUCUAUGGAAUGCUUGGCGGUUUACUAAUGAGUGGGAUGAUUAUAGUAGAGGUUAUGUUCCCAUAGUAUAUGAUAAUCUCUAUGGUGUUUACGCUACCUAUGUCUCCUAGUGUAUCAUACAUUGGGUAAAUUAGAGUUUGGAUUGCGAAUAAGGAUCCAAGCAGUUUUCCUACUAUUCUUUGGUAUAUGUGUAAAAAUAUAAGGAUUGAACUUUGGGUUGACUAGCUCCAUUUAGAAAUGUUAUUUUCUUCCUUUGAUAUGAUAGAUAUGCUACGGGCUUGGAUUAUAAAAUUAGAGUUCUUCUCUAUGUUUAAAUCACUUCUGGCUACAUGCUAUCCUAUUUCCUUAAGAUUAAGGAGAUCUAUAGACAUGAUGAUAUGAUUAACUAUUUGGUUGACGUUUGGCAUAUAUGAGAUUAUAUUAUUAUUUAAUCAUGAUUGACACUAUUUAUAUUACAGAAGCACUGCUUGUAUCUCUCUAUAUUAAUUAUCAUGGACUAUUCUCUUUUCUCAUCAUGGUACAUGGCAUUUGGAUCUGGAGUGUACGGUAUUUGGAUAUUAUUUGGAUAUGGCAUCUAUCUUAUGGCAUUACAUCAUGUUGCAUUGCAUUGCACUGCAUUGGCAUAUGGAGUUAUGUCGUGAACCUAUGGUUCCGACCGUACCGGUACAACAUCGUUUAUUGGGCAUAACGAUGCAGCUUCAUACCUUGUUGGGUAUGAAGGCAGGAGUUCAUAUGCAUCCAUGUGCAUACAUUAUUGGUUUGGCAUAGAGAUGCAGCUUCGUACCUUGAUGGCUAUGAAGGCAGGAGAUCAUGUGCAUUUAUAUGCAUUUCUGUAUGGUUUUGGGAGUUGGAUGUGAGGAAGUAUAUUGCGAUAUAUUAUGAAUAGUUAUGUCUCACGCUGUGCUAUGGCUUAUCGAACUUUGGAUAUACUAUACGUGGAUUGUAUGGAUACUUGGGUAUUGGUUUAAUGUAGUUGCAUUGAAACUAACAUGAGUGGAGAUACUUUUCCUAGUGAGGUGAGUUACGAUUUGGCUAAAGGGGUCGUGGAGUUAUUAUUUAUUUUCCUUCCUUGCCAUUUAUAAGCCCUUCAAUUUCUUUACAUGUUAUUUAUUUGGUUAUGGGAUAUGAUCUACAUUUAUGCAACUGUAUUUGUCGCGGUUGUUAUGGUAAUCUAUAUGUUAUGGCUGGUGUGGGUGACUUUCUAUUGUUCUAUUAGGAUCAUAAACUAUCGGUCAGGGGUAACUCACUACAAACUAAUGCUAUGUUUUCAUACCAUGAUCACCUAAUUCUUUGAGAAAGAAGCAGAUAUGCGAGGGCUAUUCAACACUUGUUGCGACACUAAAUGAUUAAUUAAUCUGAUGUGGUUUAAAUAUCUUGUUAAAGUAGUUUGCUUGCUGAGAUUUUUCAAUUUCACCCUUGUUUUCUUCCCUCUCAGGUUGUCCUUUGAAGAGAGUAUGGGAAUAUGGGUUAGUUGCACAUCCUACACUUUUGCAAGAUCCCGCUAAGGCGGUUUGCCCUGAGUCCUAGAGUUGGUAGAGAACCCUUGCUAAUGUUGUUAAAGAUAGAGUUGUUUUGUCGGAGUAUCACGCUUCAACAUAUUGUCUAUCUAUUGUUGCUUCCGCUUUGUGCUCGUUUCAAGGUUUAUGCUAUCAAAAUUUUCAAUUUUGGCUUCUUGAAGUGUAGUUGUGUAGUAUCCUAGGAUUGCGUGAUACCUGGAGUGUUACAAUUUGUGUGGGCAAUUCCUGGAGCUUCUCCCACUCCAACAAUGAAACUUUGUGUUACUACAAACUUCUGAUACACUGGCCAUUUUUUGCCCUUCAUUAGCUAUGUUUCUUGCCAACCACCAUUGCCAUAAAAAAAAAUCAGAAUCCUAUGCUGCAAUUUCUGCUCCAGGUUUACUGUUGUGCUCAUUACUUCAGUUCCCUUCCUGCACUGCUCUAGCAUCACUCUUACAUUCUCAAGGUUCAUUUGGCGCCAACAUUGCUUAACUCUCUUGCACUUGAAAAAAGGUGGCCACAGUCCUCAUCUAGGCAAUUACACAUUGGGCACACAGUAUCAAUUUUGACCCCUUUCCUUGCAAUAUUCCGGCGCACUGGCAAGCUAUUGUGAGCCAUUCUCCAGGCAAACAUUUUAACCUUGUUUUGGAGUUUUAUCUGCCACCAAAAGCUCCCUCCCUUUUCAAUAUUCGAACCAAAGGAUGAAGCAUCUCUAUUCAGCUUGCUGUCCCUGAUUUGCACUGCACGUUUAUAAGCAGAUUUGACAGAGAAGAGGCCUUUUGGGUCAAAAUGCCAAGCUGGCCAAUCCUCCAUCUGCAUAUCAAUGGGAAUUGCAAGGAUAGCUUGAGCAUCUUCUGGCCAAAAGGUAUCAAGGAUUAAUUGUUUUUUUUUCGCGACCGUGGGCAUGUUUUGCAUUAAGAGAGAAGAAAAAGAGGUCCGUACAAAGAGAUAAGGAAAAGGGGUCCUUAACUCGCAGCAAACAAAAAUAAAAUGCCCUUACACGGCUAUCAUUUGGCGACCAUGCAAGCUAUUACAAGCUAUUAUCAAGGAUUAACUGUUCAUCCCAGCUUUCUGUCUGUGGAUCAAUCAACUCUGAAACUCUUGUCAGCAGAGACCGACCUCUUGGUGUAGCAAGUUUUCUGGUGUGUCCUCAUGGCAGUCAUGGAUUAGACCAAAUAUUAACAGAACUUUCAUUUCCAAUUCUCCAAAUGAUCCCCUCCUUUAGCAACUCGACUCCUCUCAGAAUACUUCUCCAUGAAUAAGAAAUACCAUCACAAGCUGUGCAUCGAAGCAUUCUUAUGUUUGGGAAGUAUUUGAUGGCCCCUCAUAUUUAGAACGAGGCUCCCCUAACUUUUGCUGAGGCUCCCCGACCUUUUGCUUGUGGUCGCCAAUGUGUGGGUCCAGAUCAAAACAUUAGUGACUCAAUUGCAGAGGAAGAAAAACCAGAUCAACCAUUUCCCAUAUUUAUAGGACGGUAAGAUCUUACAAGGCAAGAUUUCUAUGAAAUAAUGUAGAAACCGGACCAAGUACUACAAAGUGGAGCAUACAAUUUUUCUAAUUAUUUCUAUUAGUACAAAAAAUGAAAACAAGAGCAUGCUCUGUUAGGUAGUCAGGCUUUCCCAAAACACUGGACGUGCGGUGUUCGGUUCAGAUAAGAGCAAAGCAUCCUUGUUCAAGGCGAUGAUCUUGUAGCUCUGGCCUGGCGAGACGGUGAUGUAAAAUUUCCGUUAAAAUAUCGAUAUAUGGUACACGGAUUGUCGCAUCGAGUGUAACAAGAUGUUGGAGGACGUUCAGGUAGGGAAAUUGGUGAGCUUCGGUGAGCAAGUUAAAUGGAUCUAGUGGAUUUUAGAAAUACUAACACCUAUCUGUUUUCCGAAAGAUAAGAUUGGACGCCAUGAAAAUAUCCGUAAGAUAUGAUACAAGAUUGUGUGAGUAGCUUACAGAUGGGCACCAAGAUUAAAAAAAAAAGAAGAAGAAAAAAAUUUCUCAGCACGGCCAACUGUGCGCCGGCACAUGGUUCUCCCUCCCUAUCCCUAGACCGGGUCUUCCUGCACUACGGAGGCUGUCCAGUCCACAGUCCACAGCGCGGCGCAGGCGGCAGGCCGGCCGUCGCGUGGCUCGCUCGCUCGGUGGUACGCCUACGCUUAUCCGGCGACGUGAUCCACGAUGCGAGCGAGACCGACACAGCUGGGACCCUGAUCCUCGCGUCCUGCUCUGCUCUGCCUGCUCUACUUGACCCUGACGCCACCUUGUGCUGCUGAAGAGUUGGUCGUCUCUACCCGAUCCGCAUCCGCCUGAUGAAUCUUGAGGUGAGCCUGCCUCGCUCGUCAUCCUGUUCCCCCUCCCGAAGAGUAGUGGUUUCGAUCUCCUCCCUGAUUCUGAUGCUUCUUGUACUCCUGUUGAAGCUCGGGCCUCAUCUGGAUCAGGGUUCUCUUAUAGAUUCUUUUCCCUCUGAAUGAGAUUAGAUUAUUACAUUGGGUUCCUCCUCGAGCUGCAAUAUGUCGUAGAUCUGUGGUUAUUUGUUGGUUCUGAUGUAGUUUCCAGCCCAUGAUUUCUUCUCUCACGAGUAGCAGACCGUCCUUCGGGUUCAUGGCCACAACUUGAUAGGAGUGUUCGUUGUCCGCUCCCCGUGCUUGCCCAAAAGACUCAUAGAUUGCUUAAUCUGAUUAGGUAUAAUCUCUUUUAGCCGCAACGAAGAGAAGGUGUGAUCAUGGCAUCACUAAGUGCUGACCUUUUCUAUGACAUACUCAAGCGUCUUGAUGCUGCAGCUCUGGCAAGAGCAGGCUGUGCUUGUGCUGACUUCCGUGCCAUAUCAAAUGAAGAGGACUUGUGGGAGAAUGCUUGCACAUCUCUGUGGCCAUCGACAAGACUUGAUGAUGUUAGGAGCUUGAUUGUUUCUGUUGGUGGAUUCAGGAAGUUCUAUGCUGAUUGUUUCACCCUUAUAUUGAACAAAGAUGUUCCUGUAGUUCAGACAAAUGAAACUAAUCCCUUUGCAGAAGAAUGGGCGGAGUCUGACUACUACUAUGAUGACAUGGAUGAGCUUGAAAACUCCCAGCCUUCAGACUUUGUAUCUCUAAUUGAUGUAUGGUACAAAGACCGUGUACUCUACUCGAAGGUCAUAUGGGGAAUUCCCAACUCAGAUGGUGCCAAUGGAUGGUUCUAUAACUGUCCAUUCCGUAUAGACUUAUUUCAUCACUCAGCUGAGAACAACGAGAACAAUAAUGGAGAGGUAUUUCUAUCAACCAUCAGUGACUUACCAUUGGUGCCCUCAAUGGAGCAAGAAAGGAAAGAUGGGAAACUUUGGAGGGAACUGAAUGAUGGCAUAAAGUUGAGCUGGAUCAUUGUCAACAGAAAGAUGAAGCGGGCAGUGAACUUGACAAGUUGGCACCCACUGGGUGGGCAGAGGCACUGGCCGACUGAUAGUGAUUUUGUUCUACGGUUUGGAUCUGUCCUUCCAGCAAAGGAGGUCCUGCCGUGCCAGGUAGCAGAAUGCAUUCUGCUGAUGAAAUUCCGCAUGACAAGCAUGGGGAAUGAGGAAGCUGGAGAACCUUUGAUGCUUGCAUUGACAGAACUGAGUAUGCAGAUCGAAGACAUGGGUGGUGUUCAUCUCAAUGGGCGUUGCAGCCUCCUCCUUCUCAAGGAGGCACUCAGCUGCCAUCGGAGUAGGAAUUAUGAUGAGGUGCUGGAGUCUUGCAAUUUGUAUCUGAAGGCACAGAGCGAGCUGAAAGAAGAGAAGAUACGCAGCGAAUGCCGGUUUGACACACUCUGUAUUGUCAGUGGCAUUACAAUAUUUGCUGCCAUCUGCACCAUGUGCUAUAGAAAGUUUGAGAACGUUUGACUUAAGUUCCAGAGUUGCUGAAUUCUACAUGCGUAAAGCAUUCUGUAUAAUGUGGAUUUCAGAAAUGAUGUAAUGCGUGCUUGUGAGCUGGUAAACACAGCCAACAAAUUGCUGGGUAUUAAUUCACCUUUAGAUCUUUCAGGGGGGAAAUAACCUCAUUUAUGAAGAUGAAAAGCAAUUACAAUUU